Molecule: messenger RNA, 3387 nt
Organism: Coffea arabica (coffee)
Lineage: Eukaryota; Viridiplantae; Streptophyta; Magnoliopsida; Gentianales; Rubiaceae
Source: RefSeq, a predicted model, not a curated record
AUGCAAGCUCGAAAACAAGCUGAAAAGAAGGGCAAGCAAAUUGCCUUAAAUAUCCCACCGCUACAUCACACUUUUCCUCGUCCAUCAGAAGUGAUUAUGCCAGAAAUGAAGAAUCCUGUGGAAGAGAUUGAACUGGACCUGUCUCAAUUAUUUGUCGGGGCCACUUGUGAGGAGGAGCCAUUGGAGAAUGCAGAAUUUUUGCCAAUUACCGAAGGAACUAUUCAGAAUUGGACUGCUGAUUAUCUUUCCUCUCGAAGGGAAUUUCGAUGGCCACAAAUAAAAUCCUUUGACCCCUUGGAUGUCACCAUUUUGGAAUUCGAUGGCUGCAAUCUCGAUAUCUCUCAUGAACUUGAAAUCAUGCAAUCUGAAAUUCAAAGCGAGAGCGAUACUGAGGAAGAAUUUGAGUCUAUUUCAAGGGAUUUAAAACAGUAUGAAGAGAAACCCAAACCCAACUUAGAAGAAACAGAAAUCAUCAAUAUUGGCACUAAGACGGAGGUUAAAGAAGUUAAAGUCAGCAUUCAUUUGAAUAGGAAACAAAAGGAGGAAAUGAUCGAAUUCUUAAUGUUUUUUCAAGAUAUGUUUGCAUGGUCAUACGAUGAUAUGCCAGGGAUCUCUACAGGCAUAGUGGUUCACAGGUUGCCAACCGAUCCAAAUUUUUUACCUGUAAAGCAGAAGCCACGUAAAUUCAAACCAGAAAUGAGUCUCAAAAUAAAGGAACAAAUUGUGAAGCAGCUCAAUGCUAAGAUAAUCAUGGUGUCUCAUUAUCCCAUCUGGUUAUCGAAUCCUGUGCCAGUGCCUAAGAAAUCUGGGGAGGUGCGAGUAUGUGUUGAUUACAGAGAUCUGAAUAAGGCCAGUCCGAAAGAUGAUUUUCCUUUACCAAACAUUCAUAUUCUUUUGGACAAUACUGCUGGACACGAAAUUGAAUCUUUUGGUGAUUGUUUUGCUGGAUAUCAUCAAAUUUUGAUGGCAGAAGAAGACAGAGAGAAAACCUCUUUUAUCACCCCAUGGGGAACCUUUUGUUAUAGAGUGAUGCCUUUCGGGUUGAAGAACGCUGGAGCCACCUAUCAGAGGACCAUGACUACCCUGUUCCAUGACAUGAUUCACAAAGAGAUGGAGGUCUAUGUGGAUGAUAUCAUAAUUAAAUCCAAGAAGGUUGAGGACCAUUUGGUUGAUUUAAAGAAGCUGUUUGAAAGAUUGAGGAAGUAUAAUUUGAAGUUGAACCCUGCGAAUGUGCUUUUGGAGCUCCGGCUGUUAACCUCUACCUGUGAGCCUUUAUUCAAAUUGUUGAAAAAGAAUGCGCCAAUGGAUUGGAAUGAAGAUUGUCAGCAGGCUUUUGAUAAGAUCAAGAAUUAUUUGUUAAAUCCUCCGGUCUUAGUGCCAUCUCAGCCAGGGAGACCUCUGAUUAUGUAUUUGUCUGUUCUUGAUGAGGCUGUCGGAUGCGUUCUGGGACAGCAUGAUGAGUCUGGAAGAAAGGAGCAAGCCAUCUACUAUCUGAGCAAGAAAUUUACAGCAUAUGAGGCCAACUAUUCUUUCCUCGAGAGAAGUUGUUGUGCUUUAGCAUGGGCAGCUCAGAAGUUGAGACAUUAUUUGCUCGGUUAUACCACUUACUUGAUUUCCCGUUCUGAUCCUCUAAAAUACCUAUUGGAAAAUUCGAUGCCCACGGGACGUAUGGCUAAGUGGCAAAUGAUCCUUUCCGAGUUCGAUAUUGUCUUAACAACACAAAAGGCAGUCAAGGGUCAAGCCAUAGCAGAUCAUUUGGCAGAAAAUUCAAGAGAUAAUGAUUACCAGCCGUUGCAUACCUACUUUCCUGAUGAAGAAAUUCUGUUCAUUGGAGCAGUUGAGGACAUGAGUGAGCAGUAUCCUGGAUGGAGGUUAUUUUUCGAUGGUGCGUCAAACUCUUUUGGAGCUGGAAUUGGAGCAGUUUUAGUGUCGCCUGAAGGGAAACAUUAUCCUGCUACAGCCAAAUUACGAUUUCCUUGUACCAACAACAUGGCUGAGUAUGAAGCUUGUAUUUUUGGAUUGAAAAUGGCAUUGGACAUGGAGAUCAAGGACCUGAUAGCAUUCAGUGAUUCUGAUUUACUUGUGCACCAGACGCUUAAACAGUGGGUAACUCGGGAUUCAAAAAUUAUGUUGUAUCAUUGUAACUUGCUUAGUUUGGCCAGCAAAUUCAGGAAUUUGGAACUCAGACAUAUUCCCCGCACUCGUAAUGCAUUUGCUGAUACUUUAGCUACUCUGUCUUCGAUGAUCCAACAUCCAGAUGAGCUGGUGAUUGAACCUAUACAGAUCCAACUUCAGAAUAGGCCAGCGCAUUGUCUGGUUACAGAAAGGGUCACGGAUGGUCGCUCCUGGUACAAGGAUAUUAAGGAAUUCAUGAAAACGGGAUCCUACCCUCCUGAUACUGAUUCUGUUGCAAAAUAUUUCUUACGCAGAAUGUCAUCAAGAUUCUUCUUGAAUGGAGAAGUGCUAUACAAGAAAACAUCUGAUUUGGGCCUUCUGAGAUGCAUCAAUGAAGAGGAAGCCGAUUAUAUGAUGAAAGAAGUGCAUAGUGGGGUUUGUGGGCCACACAUGAAUGGGCAUCUACUGGCUAAGAAAAUCAUGAGAACAGGAUAUUUUUGGCUUACCAUGGAGCAUGACUGUGUAGAUUUCGUUAGAAAGUGUGUUAAGUGUCAAAUGCAUGGUGAUGUUAUACGUGCUCCUCCUACAGAAUUGCAUAAGACGCUGAUCACUGAUAAUGCCAAAAACCUCAACAAUGAUAUGGUGGAUGGAUUAUGUGAACAGUUCAAGAUCAGACAUCGAAAUUCUGCUAUUUAUAGGUCUCAAAUGAAUGGAGCCGUUGAAGCUGCAAAUAAAAAUUUGAAAAAGAUUAUCCGUAAGAUAACUGAAGCACACCGGGAUUGGCAUGAGAAGCUGCCUUAUGCACUAAUGGCAUACAGAACUACCAUCAGAACUUCUACUGGUGCAACUCCCUACUCUCUUAUGUAUGGAAUGGAAGCAGUACUACCUGCAGAAGUUGAAAUUCCUUCCUUGCACAUUCUGAUGGAAGCUCAGAUAGAAGAAGUUGAAUGGAUCAGAGAACGUCAAGAGCAGUUGUUUCUGAUUGAUGAAAAGAGGUUGAAUGCCGUGUGUCAUGGACAAUGUUAUCAGCAACGAAUGGCUUGGGCUUACAACAAAAAAGUCAAACCCCGCUUAUUUGAAGUUGGAGAUAAGGUUUUGAAACGGAUUCUUCCAAUGCAAGAUGAGGCUAAAGGGAAGUUUGCUCCCAAUUGGCAAGGACCAUUCAUUAUUAAAAAGGUGCUAUCCGGAGGAGCGCUUAUUCUUAUGGAAAUGGACGGUCAAGUUUUUCCCCAACCAAUCAAUGCAGACAUGUGCAAAAAGUUUUUUAUUUGA